Molecule: messenger RNA, 1047 nt
Organism: Fusarium odoratissimum NRRL 54006
Lineage: Eukaryota; Fungi; Ascomycota; Sordariomycetes; Hypocreales; Nectriaceae
Exons: 3
Coding region: 1-1047 (348 amino acids)
Source: RefSeq, a predicted model, not a curated record
AUGGCGAGUGCAACUAAUAAGCCGGCGCCCACGUCAGAAUCCGCCACCCUUGGCCCGGACCAUAGUGCCACCUAUCUAGCACCAUUUAGCAUCGUUAUAGCCAUCGUUAUUAUCAGCACAGUGGCCCGUAUUUAUUGCCGUAUUUAUCCCCGAUGGCGUCUCGCUUGGGAUGACUAUACGUUGAUUUUUGCUUUUGCUCUCACAACUACUUGGUACUCUUUGAUGGUCUUGGAGUAUAGCAAGUACGGUCGGGCUAUUGAGAAAUACACCCAAGACUCCUCUAUUGUUGGGCCGAUCGAAGCCGCGAUGGGCCUCAUAUUUUUCUGGGCGCUAAACGUUAUACGCAUCUCCAUGUGCUUGAUGCUGCUCCGCCUCAAGGACGAGAGAGCGUGGAGGUGGGCCUUACGAAGCCUUAUCGUCCUCCAAGUGUGUCUCAUCAUCGUCGCCACGUGUGUACAGAUGGCUCUCUGUCGGCCUCUAUCUGGCUUGUGGGCUCCGACUCCCGAUACCCGGUGUAUCCCGGUGGAAGGUUUUAGACGCUAUUGGAUUACGCAUUACUCCUUUCAUAUCUUCUGUGAUUUCGUCAUCUCCCUUAUGCCCCUUACGUUUAUUUACGCGAUGCAUCGGUCUCCGCUUGAAAAGAUACUCCUUUGCGGUUUAAUGGGUGCCGGUCUAGCAGCGACAGCAGCAGCCCUUGUAUUUCUCAUUAUCCUCGUCAAAUGCUUUGGAGUCUGUAGGGAUGCCUUGUUUAACAUUCGCCUAGACACCUGUACCUCCCUACAGCUGUUCUUGGGCGUCAUCGCUGCUAAUCUGCCUUGCCUCAAGGCGCCGCUUCAUCAUAUUCUGAUCCAAAGGGGCAUUGUUCGGCCGGCGAAGCACCCCUCUGCCGGUGGCUCUCCCGAAAGCUUCCUGGGCAGGAUGACCCACGGGAGCCACGUUAUGGAACAGUUGCACGACCUCUCGCGGGAAAGUUGCACGACUUCUCGUGUCGAGCUAAGAGACAACAAGAAGGCAUCCCACGCAGUCACUAAGCCCAGUCUCGACUAG